This is a messenger RNA of Thamnophis sirtalis, 523 nucleotides long. The record is from RefSeq and is a predicted model, not a curated record. Lineage: Eukaryota; Metazoa; Chordata; Lepidosauria; Squamata; Natricidae.
CCUGGGUACAUGGUGACCCAAGAAAAGUAGCCUAUCCAACUGAUAGCUAUGGGCAGUUCUGUGGUCAAAAAGAUACACCGAAUGAGAACAAAACAAUUUUAUUUUAUUUUAAUAUUCUGAAAUGUGCCAGUCCUAUAGUGCUAAUAAACCUACAGUGCCCUACAACACAGCUUUGUGUUUCAAAGUGCCCAGACAGAUUUGCAACCUACAUAGAAAUGCAAUCUUCCUACAGAAGUUAUUGGGAGUACUACAAACAGUUUUGCAAGCCUGGAUUUACUAAGCCACGCAAGUCUGUAACUCAAGUUAUGCGUGAUGAAGAUUGUCCUUCUAUGAUUAUUCCAAGCCGGCCUUGUAAGUAUCUCUGUAUUUAUGUUGUGUAACAGUUAACAUUGGCAGGGCCAAAUACUACAAUUUAUUCUCUUUUGCGAUUUGAGACAUUCUGAGUUAAAGUUCAAGGACAUAGUAUAAGGGAUAAAUUAGAAAAAUACUAGAUUUACACCUUAGGUUAAACAUAGUUUGUUAU